UCGGCUCGCCAGAGACUCCCAGACAGCUCGCAGCAAAGCGCGACAGCGACCAUGCGGACAGCGGCGGUUGUGGCUGUAGUGGCAGUGCUGGCGGCAGCCGUGUGGGCUGCUGAGGAGGCGGAGGCCACCAAGGACAAGAACCAGACUAAGCGCGGCGUCUUCGGCCUGGGAGGCGGAUACGGCGGCGACUUCGGCAGCUACGGAGGCGGCUACGGUGGCGGCUACGGUGGCGGCUACGGUGGCGGCUUGGGAGGCGGCUACGGAGGCGGCUACGGAGGCGGCUACGGUGGCGGCUACGGUGGCGGCUUGGGAGGCGGCUACGGUGGCAGCUACGGAGGCGGUUACGGAGGCGGCUACGGAGGCGGCUACGGCGUAUUCGAUCUCGGCGAGCACGUCAGCAAGACAGUGACGGUGCACAAGAAGAUCGGGGUGCCUCUUCCUCACCCCGUACCGGUCCACGUCCCUGUGGAGCGGCCAGUGCCCGUACCGGUAGAGAAGCCCGUGCCGGUUCCCGUUAAGGUGGCGGUAGACAGGCCCAUCCCGGUGCCUGUGGAGAAGCCCUUGCCCUACCCCGUCGAACACCCCGUUCCCGUGCCCGUCAAGGUCCCCGUCGACCGUCCCUACCCCGUGCACGUUCCCGUCGAGAAGGAGGUGCCCGUCCCGGUAGAGGUUAAGGUGCCCGUACCGUCCCCGUACCCAGUCCCCGUGCCCAAGCCGUACCCGGUCUACAUCGAGAAGAAGGUGCCAGUGCGCGCGCCCUACCCUGUCGAGGUGAAGGUGCCGGUACCUGCUCCUUACCCGGUGCACGUGAAGGUGCCGGUCGCCGUGCCCGUGGACAGGCCGUACCCGGUGCACGUGAAGGUACCCGUCGACAGGCCGUACCCCGUGCACAUCCCGCAGCCGGUUGCCGUGCCAGUCGAGAAGCCGGUACCAGUCCCGGUCGAGAAGCCAGUAGCUGUACCAGUCAACGUACCUGUAGACAGGCCGUACCCGGUACCUGUGGCCAAGCCCUACCCCGUGCCUGUGGAGAAACCGGUGCCCGUGCCCGUCGUACACCCCGUGGGCUACCCUGUGGAGAGGCCCGUUCCUUACCCGGUCAAGGUUCCCGUAGAUCGGCCGUACCCAGUACCUGUAGCCAAGCCGUACCCGGUCCCGGUGGCCAACCCGGUGCCGUACCCUGUGGAGAAGCCUGUGCCAGUUCCAUUCAAGGUGCCAGUGGAGCACCCAGUGGCUGUACCCUACCCGGUCAAGGUUCCGGUACCCGUUCACAUCAAGGAUCAUCACUACCACUGAUCUCGGCAGCCGCUGCUAGAACCCAUUAGGCUUUCACAGGGGCUUCACUCCCCAGACAGCCCACAGCUGUUUGUGGGGGACGUGUGUCGCCGACCACGCCGUUGCUUCUCUCUGCACUGCUUAACCAAAGAUGAGCACGUUAUCGGUGCUGCAACGAGGUCCAUAUACUCUGACCACUACUUCAGGGAAAAUACUCCUUCAGUCCAUGUCUACAGAAUCCAUGCCUAUCUAGAUUAAAUUUUCAGGCAAAUACCUCCAAACAUGGAUCGGAAGAACGAAGACAAGCUGUCAGGUCAGAGAGGAGCAUCACACAACGGUUCGGUCGUCAGAUUUGCGUAGCCCCAUACACUCUGUACCUACCACGCUCACUUUCUCAUUCUUGUCAGGGUUAUCAUCGUAUUUGUACUAUACACGUGUCUCUGUGCAUACCUCCACCGCAUUUAUAUUUAAUAUAUUUGUACACUUUUUUAUACUUUUGUGCAAUAAAGUAUCAUGUUUAUAAA
Schistocerca serialis cubense is the source of this 1796-nucleotide messenger RNA. RefSeq lists its product as uncharacterized. Bases 52 to 1293 code for a protein of 413 amino acids. The transcript has 2 exons. The record is from RefSeq and is a predicted model, not a curated record. NCBI's taxonomy places the organism in Eukaryota, Metazoa, Arthropoda, Insecta, Orthoptera, Acrididae.